Messenger RNA from Mercurialis annua (annual mercury), 1089 nucleotides. RefSeq lists its product as uncharacterized. The record is from RefSeq and is a predicted model, not a curated record. The coding region runs from base 175 to 756 and encodes 193 amino acids. Lineage: Eukaryota; Viridiplantae; Streptophyta; Magnoliopsida; Malpighiales; Euphorbiaceae. The transcript has a single exon.
UGAUUCCACAUUCUUUUCUUACUAGACAAAUAGCAAAAAUGAGGAACCUAAAACAUUAAAAUAAACUAAAAAUAAAACACCCAUCUCUCUCUCUCUUAAUCUAUUUCUUCAUUUCUUUCAACUCUCUCUUUGCCUAUUCUCUUCUCUAUGAAAAACUCAUAGAGACAGAGAUUCAUGGCAAUGAAGAACACAAUCAGGUGUUGCAUAUCCUGCAUUUUACCCUGUGGAGCACUCGACGUGAUCCGAAUAGUCCACACUAAUGGCCGAGUCGAAGAGAUCAGCGGAACAAUUCUUGCUAGUGAGAUCAUGAAAGCUUACCCUAAACACGUCUUGAAAAAACCAUGUUCUUCCCCGUCGGAAGACGGAGUUGUUCCGAAGAUCGUUAUCGUCCCUCCUGAUGCGGAACUACAACGGGGGAAGAUUUAUUUUCUUAUGCCUCUACCGCCAACGAGUGUGCCUCACGAAAAGAAGUCUAAGACGACGACGACAACAACGACAAAGACAACAAAAACGAGGGAAACAUCCGUAGAUACCACGACACAUCAUCGAUCGAGUCAUAAUAGAAGAAAAAGGAGCAAUAGUAAUGUUUCGAAUGCGAAUUCGAAUUCAAUGACGGCGAAUCUUCUUGUUUCGGAUCGGUAUUUGAGCGAAAUACUAUCGGAAAAAGUAUCGACACAGAGAGAUCGGAGAAGAGGUCGAGUUGGGAUAUGGAGACCUCAUUUAGAAAGCAUAUGUGAAGCAUCAAAUGAUAAUUAAUAUUUAAUGGAAAUGAAGUUCUUGAAGUCUCAAUUCAGUGAUUUUUCUUUUGUUGUUUUCUUGAUUCAUUUUAGAGGUUCUUUAAUUAUUAUCAAGAUUAGGGUUCAAGAAACUUUAUGUUAUAUUCUUCAUUUUCAUUUUUUUCUUUGAAAUUUUUCUUGUUUUUGGUGUACAUAGAGGCAUAUAGAAGGCGAAAAAUGCAAAAAGAUGGGGUUAAUUUAAUGCUUGGAAAUAGUUGGUGGUGAUGAUCAUAUUUUGAUCUGAUCCUAUUUGGUAUUGAUCAAAAAGGUGAUAUUACAAGAGAGAUUAUAUAUGAUAAUUAAUAUUCAUUUA